AUGCCUGGGCGUACCGAAUCAUCUCUAUCAAUCGGCAUCAUUGGGUCUGGCCUUGGUGGCCUUUCUGCAGCCAUUGCUCUCCGUCGAGCGGGCCACAACGUAACACUUUACGAGCGUUACGACUUUGGUGGUGAAGUCGGCGCCUCUUUAUCUGUGGCCUCUAAUGGUUCUCGCUUCCUGGAGGAAUGGAAUGUCGACAUCCCAGCUGCUAAACCCGUUAUUCUACGCAAUCUUAUCCGUCAUGAAUACUCUUCUGGCGAGGUUCAGGGAAUCUAUCCUUUAGGAGACUAUCGCCAGCGCUUUGGCACCGAUUAUAACAACUUCCAUCGAAUUGACUUGCACAACCACCUAAAGGAUGUGGCACUAUCCUCGCAUGGCCAAGGUCGACCGGCCGAGCUCAAAACAUGGCACAAGGCUUCAAGCCUAGAUACUGAGACGGGACAUAUCACAUUUGAGAAUGGGGUAGAGGCAACACACGACGCUAUCAUCUGCGCUGAUGGUAUUCGAAGCGUGAUGCGCGAACAACUAGGCAUUAUUCCACAGGUCGUGCCAAGCACAUCCUGCUGCUACCGCUGCAUCAUUUAUGCCGAUCAGCUUCGCGAACUCGAUUUGGAAGAGUACAUAAACAACGAUGCCAUCGAAUUUUGGGGAGGUGAUUCCAAAACCAAGAUUGUUCUCUCAGCAUGUAGCGAAAACAAUGUCGUUUCAUGUUACUGCUUCUACCCGGCCGAGAAGAAUGAUCUGAAAGAGGAUGGUUGGAACAUUUCCACAACUGGGGAAGUCCUUGCAUCUACCUUUCCAGGGUUAGACCCCAAGCUCAUAAAGCUCUUUCUACAUGCCGAAGACAUCAAGAUGUGGCGCCUCUACAACCACGACCCUUAUCCCUACUGGAGCAAGGGUCGGUGCACCCUGCUAGGUGACGCUGCCCAUCCCAUGAUGCCGGAUCAGAGCCAAGGAGCCUGCAUGGCCAUCGAAGACGCUGGUGCAUUGGGCAUCCUUUUCUCUGACAAGUACUCUCACUUGACUGUCGAGGAGCGACUCAGAUUGUAUGAGGCUGAGCGUAAACCACGAGCUACGAGAUUACAGGAAGCGAGCAGACGUGCCAGGGAGAAUCUAAAUGAAAGAAUCGGAUGGUCUAGUAAGGAUACGAAGCCUGGUAUGCUGACUAUUGAUGAGGUGUGCGCUUAUGAUAUGCAUUCUCACAUCGCUGGACUGGUUAAAGAAGCAAUGUCCUGA
Fusarium graminearum PH-1 is the source of this 1236-nucleotide messenger RNA. RefSeq lists its product as uncharacterized. Gene Ontology annotation, molecular function: monooxygenase activity; FAD binding. The coding region runs from base 1 to 1236 and encodes 411 amino acids. The transcript has a single exon. The record is from RefSeq and is a predicted model, not a curated record. Lineage: Eukaryota; Fungi; Ascomycota; Sordariomycetes; Hypocreales; Nectriaceae.